GCGUCUACACGGACAGCGCCCACGACGGACAUGCCAGGUGGCAGCAAACCUCGGCCCAAGACGGCGCACCAUGCGCUCAAGGCGGCGCGGGCGGCGCUGCCAGCGUACACCCGACCAGCGCCACCGUCGAUGCCAACGACGUUGUCCAAAAGCCAUCGCCACAUGGCGCAGCUCCCACACUGCCUGUCGCCCAAAAGUGCGUUCCGAAAACCGACCAUUGUUGUCAGCAAGCACGCGGUCGAGAUGUCGAUUCCGCGCCCAAAGCAUGGCGAAGACCCCCAGACGCCGGACCGAUCCCGGAUCCAGCGGCUCGCCAAGCACACCCCAGGCCAAACGAUCUUCCACGCUGACAUUGACUUUGACGGACUGCGGCCGCUGAUCGACAUUGCGUACUGGUCGAGUUUUCCCGACGUCCGGCGCGACGCGGCGGCUGCAUUUUGCACCUUGAGCAAAAAUGCGGCCAACCUUGAAGUGAUGGCCCAAGCCGGUGCGCUCGGUGCCGCGCUCUCGCUCAUUGCAAACACGAAAGCGACGAUGGACCUUGCCAUUUUGCGCGACGCCACCGACACGCUCGCCGAGCUUGUGCAACUACCGAGCAUGCAGCACAAGCUGCUCUCUGCACCCACGGGCAUCACGACGGUGUUUUCCAUCCUCCGCAUCGCCGACGUCCGCGUCAAGCGCGCAGCGCUCAAGCUCGUGGCACACCUUCUUGAAGUGCCCGACGCAUCUGCCCAGCUUGUCGCCCACGGCGGCUUUCUCACUCUGCUGCAUUUCGUGCAAGCCCUCACGUGUCGCAAAGAUCGGCAGCUCAAGCGCACGGCAGCCAGUUUGCUCCUGCGGCUUGCGACGGCAGAAGACAACAAGGCAAAAAUUGCCGAAGACGAUGCGAUCCCGCAGCUCUGCGCCCUCUUCCAGGACCCGUACCUCGAGGUCGAUGCUGGCUUUCGAAAAGAGCUCCUUGACUGCAUUUUGGCGCUCAGCACCGAGCGACACGCAGCGCGUCGGCUGUUGGAAUGCCGCAUCGUCCCGGUGCUUCUCUUCAUCCUCACGACAGCAAAGAGUCUGGAGCUCUCGCUGGUCGUGCUCUCGAUCCUCGAACAGUUCAGCGCCGACCCUCGUUUGGCGCUGCCGCUUGUGCAGCACGACGUCAUCCCGACGCUCGUGACGGUCGGCUUUGCGACCGACGAGUCGAAUGCGCUGUACCGGCCGGGCAUGAGCAAAGCGCUUGGCAUUCUUCUGCAACUUCUGAAGCGGGAGGAAGCCCACGCCGUUGCGACGGAUGUCGGGAUCGUCGACCGCAUCUCGCAGUACAAGCUCUUCAUGGCCCCCGAGCGGAGCGUGCGCAACCACAGCAUUGGCAUUCUUGUGCUGCUGGCGAAGCGGGUGCCCUUGCCGAAGCGGCCAUACGACACACCCGAUCGAAAUGCCAGUAGUCAUGCGUGUCAUUUGGAGCUCAUUGCCCGGGGGUACCUCCAUUGCGCCUUUGCGAUCCUGAGUCGCCCGACGCCGGGCCCGAAGGACGCGUGGCGCGAGGGCGACGACGAAGCGAUCCAUGCCAAGGAGCUCGUCCUGCAAGCGCUCUCGCACCUCUCGGAGAGCGACAACGUACGUCUCUUGCUCUGUAAACCACCGGUUCUCGAAGCCAUUCUUGCCAUUGCACGCCACAAACUCGUGCUCGGGAGCUGCGCCAAGCUACUUGCCGACCUCGCAACCAAGCCCGACAACGUGCCCAAGCUCUUGGAACCCCGCUUGCAGCUUUUUCUACUGAAAUGCAUUGCGCCGUCGUGCCGCGACGACGACGUUCGGUACGAAGGCGCGCGGGCGUUUGCCGCGCUCUCGCGCUUGGAGCAAGCAAGAGAGCACUUGGUCGCGACGGGUGUCGUGAGCUUUCUCCAGCGACUCGCCAAGCACGUGCGCUGCGAGAUUCCGCUGCUGCGGAGCACGGCGCUGCUGGCCCACGCGACAGUCGAGUGCCUCAAGCACGACGCCGCGGCGCUGCGUAUUCAGAGCGUCAUGCGCAACUGGCGCGCGAAACACGCAGCUGCAAGUGUCAAAGAGGCAGCGGUGACCGCGUUGCAGUCGCCCCGACGCCGGCGCUUCCAGCAGCUCGCGCUGCGGGCGACGCGCCUCGUGGCGGCCGAGCAUGAAACCCAGGCGAGCAUUCAGCACCGCUUUCUCGCCAAGUCGAGAUCGUCGUACCACUGAAACACUAACAAUAUAUGCAGGCCGUUGCAACGA
Molecule: messenger RNA, 2238 nt
Organism: Saprolegnia parasitica CBS 223.65
Lineage: Eukaryota; Oomycota; Saprolegniomycetes; Saprolegniales; Saprolegniaceae
Exons: 4
Coding region: 31-2205 (724 amino acids)
Biological process (GO): nucleus-vacuole junction assembly
Molecular function (GO): protein-membrane adaptor activity
Source: RefSeq, a predicted model, not a curated record